Oryza sativa Japonica Group (Japanese rice) is the source of this 3998-nucleotide messenger RNA. The record is from RefSeq and is a predicted model, not a curated record. NCBI's taxonomy places the organism in Eukaryota, Viridiplantae, Streptophyta, Magnoliopsida, Poales, Poaceae.
CCCUCCCCCCGCUGCUGCUAGGCCCGAUCCACUGCUCUCCCCACCGGUGGUGAGUCACCACGCUGCGUGGCAAACCCUAGUUAACCGGCGCGGCGUCCGGCGACCGUACACUCGGCGGAGGCCGCAGAGCGGCAGCGGCAGGCGGCGGUGCCGCCGAGGGCAGUCGGCUCGGCUCCCGCGGCAAAGCGGGAACGGGAGAGAGAGCAGGGCGGCACACGCGCGCGCUGAGGCUGCGCGCGGUGGGCGCGGCGUCCGGCGAUGCCCGGGCAAGAGCUAUAGGAAGGCGAAGUCGUGGGCUACAGCCCCAGUCCCCAGUGCUAAGGCAUGACCCUUCCCCUCCAUCUCGGACAAGCUCAUGGACCAGGCAGCGGCGAGGAUGAUAAGUUAGGAUUUGGGGUUGGGGCGGGGGCAGUUUCCUGGGUUUGGAGGGAGGUCUGGGCAGUACUGGCACAACCAGAGUCACUGAGUCAGGAGAGGGCAGUGGGAGGGCUCAGCAGCAGGGACGAAGGGGAACGAGAAGUUCCGAGGUGGAUGACAGCACUAGCCGCCGGGUAUGGGGAAGGAGGUGGCGUAGGGGCAGCGGAUGCAAGGAAGAUGGAUCGGUGCAGUGGGAUAUGGAGGAAGGCAAAGUGGAGGGGAGGGGGUGGGGUGCAUCGUCUGUAGAGGUGGCAGCAGUUGGGGAUGGAUUUGCUGUCGGCGACCUGACGCCUCUAAGGUAGAGGGUAUGCAGUGGUGGAGAUUGGUUAGCAGGGGUGGCGUUGAGUGAUGGCUGGGGGAUGGUGUUUACAUUAUUGGAGGAGAAGAUAUGGGCCUUUGGAUCUCAAUCAAACAGUCAAAAAGCGUACCAUUUAGUGUAAAAAAAAAACUUACCAAUUAUAUAUAGUCAGCCCCAUAAUUUUAGGCACAUAUAUUGGUCAUAUAUUCAAGAUGCUGAUACCAAUUAUUUGCAUUUCCCCAUGUCAUAUUUAGUAAUUACAAGUUACGUUUAUGGUCUAUCAAUAACAGUUGUAUCAGCAAAAUUACAUGUUUAUGAUCUGUUGUCAAUUUUGUUUCGUGUACUGUAUUCCAAGAUGCUUACACUCUCGAGGGUGUUCAAUUUCUGUCUCGAUAUAGGUUUCUGAUUACCCAAGUGUAGAUGUGAUGGACACCCAUCACAGCGAUCAAUAUGCAAAGAGCAGCCUGCAGCUGCAAUUCAGGGACACCUCUGUUUCCUUUGAAAACAACAAUUCUGUUUUGGAUAAGCAUGAUAUUACAAGCCCUCAAGUUGGCAUGACUUUUGAGACAGCCGAUUUGGCAUAUCGGUUCUACUUAGAAUAUGGCUACCGUGCAGGGUUCGGGGUCUCAAAGAGGACUUCCCAUAGUGUUGAUGGGGUGAAAUACCGUGCAACAUUUGUUUGUUACAAAGGCGGCAUUGCUAGGAUCAAGCCUGGUCUCAAAGCUCGAAGGAGGCUUGUUGCAAAGACUGGUUGCAAAGCAAUGAUGGUAGUCAAGUAUAACACAACUGAAAACCAGUGGGAGGUAGUUUUUGUUGAGCUGGAGCAUAACCAUCCAUGUAAUCCUGAAAUGGUUAGAUUCAUGAUGUGCUUUAAAGAUCUCCCUGACUGGCAGAGGGAGCACCGCCCAUUCAAUGCCAAGACUAGAUUGAAUCCAAAGAUUCACUCUGGCAGAGGCAGGCCACCCAACCAAAACAAAGACUUCAUGGUGAAAAAAACCUUCUCACAAUCAAAUUAUUCCAUUGAAGCAGCAGGCAAGGCUGGAAAGCUGAGAUUUGCAGAGGGUGAUGUUGAGGCACUCUUGGUCUUCUUUGAUAAGAUGCAAGCUCAAAAUUCAAACUUUUUCUACAACUGGGACAUGGAUGAUGAAGGUCGGCUCAAGAAUGUUUGCUGGGUCGAUGCUAGAUCGAGAGCUGCAUACCAGCACUUCUGUGAUGUUGUUUGCUUUGAUACUGUUUAUUUGACAUACCAAUUUGUCAUUCCAUUGGUUGCUUUUCUUGGAAUCAACCAUCAUGGGCAAUUUGUGUUGUUGGGAUGCGGUUUACUUGGGGACGAAUCUCCAGAGACUUUUUCUUGGUUAUUCAAGAAAUGGCUAAAAUGUAUGAAUGAUAAAUCACCUGAAGCAAUUAUUACCACCCACUCAAGACCAGUGGUCAAAGCUGUUGCUGAGGUAUUUCCAAAUACUCGUCACAGAUACAAUCUUUGGCAUAUCAUGAAAGAGCUUCCUGAAAUGUCUGGAAGAGUUGAGGAUAAGGAGGCAAUUAGCCUAAGAAUGAAAAAGGUAGUCUUCGACACUAUUACAUCAACUGAUUUUGAGAGGGAAUGGGUUGAGAUGGUCAAUCAGUAUAACCUUCAUGAUAAUCAUUGGCUUACAACCUUAUUUGAAGAGAGGGCAAAAUGGGUACCAGCAUAUGUCAAGGAUACUUUCUGGGCUGGUAUAUCCACUGUUCGCCGCAGUGAGCGGUUGGAGGCCUUUUUUGAUGGAUACAUUACACCAGAGACCACAAUUAAGACAUUUAUUGAACAAUUUGAUACUGCUAUGAAGCUUAGGUCUGACCGAGAAGCGUAUGAUGAUUUUCGCUCAUUUCAGCAAAGGCCUCAAGUCUUGUCUGGUCUACUCUUUGAGGAGCAAUUUGCAAAUGUUUAUACAAUAAAUAUGUUUCAGAAGUUCCAAGAUCACUUGAAGCAGCUGAUGAACGUGACUUGCACUGAAGUCAGUAGGAAUGGAUCAAUAGUGACUUACACUGUGACCGUCAUUGGUAAGGAGAGGAAGUAUGACUACAAAGUGAUGUAUAACAGUGCUGAGAAAGAGGUGUGGUGUAUCUGCAGGUCCUUCCAGUUUAAAGGUAUUUUGUGUAGCCAUGCUCUUGCUGUCUUGAGACAGGAACUUGUGAUGCUGAUACCUUAUAAAUAUAUUCUCGAUCGCUGGAGGAAGGACUACAAAUGCCCCGAGGAAUCCAAGGAAACUCCCAUCUCACCAAAAGCGAUCAAAGCUACAGGGAAGGGCACAAAACCGGAAAAUGCCCGUGAAGAUAAAGUGGACAAUCUGUACAAGCAUGGUCACCAGUACUUUGCUGACAUUGUGGAAAUGGGAGCAACGGACCCUGAUGCAAUGGAGUAUGUUUUGUCGGUCAUGAAAGAAGCCAAAGAGAAGGUACGGAAGUUCGAGGAAUCUCGAAAAGAUAGAAGGCCUGGAGACAGUCCAGUUUCUACUGGUAAGAGAAAUGGCAAGUCUUCAAGACCAUCCAAUGAGGAUGGGGGCAAUGGCAUAUCAGAUUCAACACCUGCGACUACAACAGUGGCGACAGUCGCGGUGGCCACAUCUACAACAAUGCAGGCAACGCCUACAAUGGUGGCUAUAGCGCCUACUUCGGCAACUGUGCCCGCCGGAAUGUUUUUGGUACCAAUGCACCCACAUCCGAUGGUUUUCCCACCUUUCACCCCUGCAGUACCACCAGUGGUAGCACCUGCAGUGCCACCUCCAGCACCAGCAGCCAAUGUGGGUGAUGUGGCUUCCAACUCCACAAGGAAGAGAAAGAAAAGAAAGGGGAACAAAUGAUGUUCCUAAUACUGAUUAUGCCUAACUCAAAUUUAGUCCUACAAGCUGCACCAGGCCCUCCUGUCCAUGUGUAAUAAUGGUUUAUCAUCGUCUCCUGCUGCAGGAUGAUCUGCCCCUCUGAAUGCUUUCUGUGAAUUAUCCCCCUUGACUUGGAACUGUCCGUGCAGCUUUGGACUGUCUACUGUAAAUUGAUAUGGAAAGUAAUGUAUUAUGUAUGUAGUGCAGCUUAGGAAUGUUAGUCUCUGUUUCUGCUCAUGUGGAUUGCGACCUGGAGCAGCGCAGUACCAAGACUACCAGUAGCGUAGCAGUACCCCUUGCUGGUUGGUAGAGUACCAUUUUCUUUCCUUUCUGGAGUUUGUCACUUUAUGUAAUGAUGUAAUCACACUGAACUUUAUUGCCAACCACUAAUGCUUAGUUUCAUCUUAUGCCGUUGGCUGUUGCACUGA